Molecule: messenger RNA, 3753 nt
Organism: Mustela erminea (ermine)
Lineage: Eukaryota; Metazoa; Chordata; Mammalia; Carnivora; Mustelidae
Gene: TRIB1
Product: tribbles pseudokinase 1
Exons: 3
Coding region: 691-1809 (372 amino acids)
Biological process (GO): protein phosphorylation; positive regulation of proteasomal ubiquitin-dependent protein catabolic process; regulation of MAP kinase activity
Cellular component (GO): nucleus
Molecular function (GO): ATP binding; protein kinase activity; mitogen-activated protein kinase kinase binding
Source: RefSeq, a predicted model, not a curated record
CUCAUUGCUCAACCCGGCUUCCCAACUGUUUACACAGCCCGGCCUGUGAGUGUGUGUGUGUAUACAGCGUGAGUCACCGAGAGGCGGAGGAGGUGGAGGAAAAGGAGAAGGAGGAGUGCACUGGCCGGGAUCGGUGCGGCGCACACACUCACUCACACUCAGUCACUCUCUCCGAGCGCGUCUCGCUCGCUCACACACACGCCGGGAGCCCAGGAGCGCGCAGGAUCCCGAGCGCCGCGGAAAAGUUGCUCCGGCUUUCUCUCCGGGACUUCGGGCUUUCGGAAGUGCAUUCGCUCCGUGGCUCUGGCGAGCCUGCGGAAUCCUGCGCUCGCGGCUCGGGACGUCGGGAACACCAGCCGCCGCCGCCUCUGCCUCCGGGACUGUUGGCGGCCUCGACAACAAUAGCGGCGGCCGCCUCUGGCCAGGCGCCCCGAGCCGGUGCCCGCGGUGAUCCCGGGACCCCAGCCGGCCUCUGCUCCCUCCGGACGCGCGGCCAGCGUGCUUCCCGCGUGCAACGCGAGCGCCCGGGAGCGGCUCCUGCCUCGCCCCCAGUGGGGGCUGAGCCGAGCUCCGUCUGCAAAGUCCAUCCCGCCCGCUGGAGUAGGUCUCGGCGCCGGCGCCGAGCCCGCAGCGCCUUCCGGCGCGGAUCCCGGGACCUACAAAGCCGGGGCCGCCCCGGCCCGGGACGGGAUGCGGGUCGGUCCUGUGCGCUCUGCCAUGAGCGGCGCCUCGCAGCCCCGCGGCCCGGCCUUGCUGCUCCCGGCCGCCCGGGGCGCCCCGGCCAAACGCCUGCUGGACGCGGACGAUGCGGCGGCCGUGGCGGCCAAGUGCCCGCGCCUCUCCGAGUGCUCGAGCCCUCCGGACUACCUCAGCCCCCCCGGCUCGCCCUGCAGUCCGCAGCCGCCGCCCGCCGCGCCGGGGACUGGCUGCACCUCCGGGAGCGCGGCGGGGCCCAGCCGCAUCGCAGACUACCUGCUGCUGCCCCUGGCGGAGCGCGAGCAUGUGUCCCGGGCGCUGUGCAUCCACACCGGCCGGGAGCUGCGCUGCAAGGUGUUUCCCAUUAAACACUACCAGGACAAAAUCAGGCCUUACAUCCAGCUGCCGUCACACAGGAACAUCACCGGCAUUGUGGAAGUGAUCCUUGGGGAAACCAAGGCCUAUGUGUUCUUUGAGAAGGACUUUGGGGACAUGCACUCCUAUGUGCGCAGCCGGAAGAGGCUGCGGGAAGAGGAGGCUGCCCGGCUCUUCAAGCAGAUCGUUUCCGCUGUUGCCCACUGCCACCAGUCGGCCAUCGUGCUUGGGGACCUGAAACUUAGGAAAUUCGUCUUCUCCACGGAGGAGAGAAGCCAGCUCAGACUGGAAAGUCUAGAAGACACACACAUCAUCAAGGGAGAGGACGAUGCUCUGUCAGACAAACAUGGCUGCCCGGCCUACGUGAGCCCUGAGAUUCUGAACACCACGGGGACCUACUCCGGAAAGGCGGCCGACGUUUGGAGCCUCGGGGUGAUGCUCUACACCCUCCUGGUGGGCCGCUACCCCUUCCAUGACUCAGAUCCCAGUGCCCUCUUCUCCAAAAUCCGCCGUGGACAGUUCUGCAUUCCUGACCACAUCUCCCCCAAAGCUCGGUGCCUCAUCCGCAGCCUCCUGCGGCGGGAGCCCUCCGAGAGACUCACUGCUCCCGAGAUCUUACUCCAUCCGUGGUUUGAGUCUGUCUUGCAACCUGGCUACGUCGACCCAGAAAUAGGAACUUCAGACCAGAUUGUUCCAGAGUACCAAGAGGACAGUGACAUUAGUUCCUUCUUCUGCUAAUCCCCAAACCUCAGAAACCUCAUAAUUCUCACACUUGGCAUUUCCAUUUCUAAAGAUGGACAGGCCUUGCGGCGCGCUGCCAGCCAGAUUCGUGACGCCGUGAAGAUUGUAGCUGCUGACCUCAAUGUGGCGCCCUCUUCUUUGUUGUGAUGAGUGACUGGCCGGGUCUGAGCCCCGCAUGCGCCGGUCGGCUGCCCUGCAAGGUCAUUGCCCUCCUCAGUGGUCCCUCGCCAACUGCCGCGCGCUGUCAGACACGGGGCGGUUCUGUGGCUGCAGAGGCGCAAAGAGUGUGGAUAUCCUAUAGCAGCACCUGGUUAGGUGGAAGGAACUCGAACAUUUUAAAGGGAGAGGAAGUAAGUCUCACGGUGGCAUUUUGGGGCAAUAACCGUAUUUCAAAGGGGUGACCAAUCAUCUGGGCCAAUAAACCUGCCAUCUUUGAACUUGUCUUUGGGAGCUACCUAGCUUCUCUACUGGAAAGUUCUUUUUUGGGUUUGGGUUAAUACACACCCUUUCUUCACACUCACACUUACCAGUGACCCUGCUCCUUUGUGGGAGCAGACUGUUUGAGGAGCAUAGGAGCCUGUCCGCACCACCAACCCAGACUCUCUCCUCCGUUUCCUGCCAAGACCUCAUUUGCACUAAUGCCUUCUUUCUGACCUUGAAAUGUCCCCUUAUUUGCUAGAAAAGCACUUACCAGCUAACCGUGGAGAAGCAUCACAAAAGAUUCGAACUCCUGGCUAUUUCAGAACUCUGAGCUCAGACCGAGAGACUGCAGAUUUGUAAGGUCAACUUGAGCCCUUGGAAUCCGGUAGCUUUGUUGGUUCCCCUCAAACGUGUCAGCCUUUAGCCUUUGUUCCCAAGACCAUCUCAGGGUGGAGCAUUUUGUCCACGAGAAGAAAGAGAAGGGGAGGCUCUCGUCGCCUCUCCCAAGAGCAGAAGCUAAACCUCUUCGUGCUUUAGAGAAAGCGAAUUUUGGAUCGGCUGGAACGAUGCUCGGACCCACCUCCAGGACUGUACUUUAACCCUUCAUGGAUACGGUCUGCCUCUGGCAUUGUGCGUGCGUUUGCAGUUUUGCAUGAUGGGUUCAUAUUUUAAAUUUGGUGUGGUUUACGAAUCCGUCUCUGUAAUCAGCACCUAGAGCGAAAUGGCCCCAAAUCUUUAAAGUCGGAAGAGCCUUUAAAAGUAUCUCCGACUUUCUUUCCUCUUUCUGCCACCUCCCAAGGCAGAAAUUCCCCCCAGCCCCAGCCCCACCCCUACCCUCCCUUCAGCUUCCUUCAGGUGGGAAGCCGGCCUCUGUUUGAAUGCUUCCAGAGAUGGGAGCUCACUACCUACAGAAGCUUAGAGCUUAACAGAGAAAACUGCAACUUGCAUUAAAAAAAGCAGAACACAUGAAAUAUCAGUAAAUGUCUCAGUGGUUAAACGGGUAAACCAAACAUACUGUAUUCUGAGAAAAUGGCACAAAACCAGGCAGUCAUUUUUAAGGGCUACGCCUAGGCAAACACCUAACCUGCAUUGUGAGAAUGCUGUGUAUACCUCACGUACUGUGUACUUUGUAUGUAUAUAUAUUUUGCCUUUUAUACCUUCGGUCCGAUAUGUUUUGUUGUUCCGGCUCCGAGGCUUGUUUCGUUGUCUGCGUCUGUCUGAAUUACCUGCGUGUCUAAAACCACGUGAAAUGUGAAUGAUUAUCGGCAAUAUUACCUUGACAGAAUCAUGGGACUCGGAGAAGAGGGAGGACAGAGGCCUCUGUCGGACUAACGUGCUCGUGGUUUUUCGACGGUUGUAUCUGUGAUACAUUACUCGGCUGGGGACCCCGGGCUGGCCGGGGCUUCUGCCGGGAAAGCUCGAAACACUAGAUCCUUCCUGUACAUGUGUAUAUAUGUGAAUGGUUAGACGGCCGUUUCUGACUUGUAGAGAAAUUUUAAUAAAUCUGGUUUCGUAAAUAGG